UGCCAUGUCAGCAGUGCCACGUCAGCAGUGCCACGUCAGCAGUGCCACGUCAGCAGUGCCCCGCCACCAUGACGGUCUCAGUUCUGGGCAUGCGAGGCCAACUGGCCACUGAGUCCAUUGCCGAGUACCGACAGCGGUUCCAAGCUCAGCUCGCACUGAUCGAGGCUGAGGAACAGCGUCAGGCGGCAGCCGAGGCUGCCCGCCUACAAGCUGAAGCGGCGGCAGCAGCUGAAAAGCAGCGGCUUCAGGCCGAAGCAGACGCAGAUACCCAGGCACGCCGCAAGGAGGCCCAGGAUCUGCUACAGCGGCAUGAAUCCGCCAGCAUCGAAAAGCUCAAGUUCUGGCAUUUUGAACCAUCCGAGCACUACGAAGACGCGACACCGGAAGAGCAGCACAAGGAGUUUCUUGCCAAACUCGUGACCCGGUUGGUUUACACUUGUAACCACCUGCAGUCCGAGCUGGCGAAUCUCCGACGGGCGGUGCGAAACCACAAGGAUCUGCACGAGGAUGCUACACGGGCACUUGAUUCCCGUGUACAGGACUUGGAGCAAGUUGCACCAAGACCAGAUGCUGGCGAGUCCAGCAGUGCACCCUCUACCCGCCAAUUGGAGGAACGAGUUGACCACGUAGUCGCAAUGCCCGACGACAUUAGCACCUUCGCUGCACCUGCCACCAUCACCAAGCAGCUGGACACCUUGAAGACCGAGGUUCAGCAACUGCACCAGCUGCCCAACAAGGAUGGCAACACCAGCGCGCAGCAAUACAAGAUGCCGACAUUCCGCAUCGAAACGUUCGAUGAUUAUACGCAUCAAGACCCGGUCCCCUGGUGGGAAGGCUCUACGACGCAACUUCGGAUUCUUUUCGUCCCCGAGCACUCGUACAUCGGCGCGCUGUUCCUCAACUCAAAGGGCGGAUGCCAGAUCUGGCUCAGCCACCUGGCCAUUCACGGCGUCCAGGUCGCCGAUCUACAAGAGAAGAUCGCUUGGGAAGAAUUGACGAGGCUAUGGAAGAAGCGCUUCAUCCUCACGAAAUGGCAAAAGAUCGCUGCAACGCCCGAUCUCGAGUUGUCAUUUUCACAUCUGGGUCGGGAGUUCUACAACCAGUCAUGUGCCGCCUUGAGCCUCGCACUUGGUGAUCGCGAGCAAUACACGACCUUCGCCGAAAUCAUCGACAAGGCAAGGCAGAUCAUCAAGACCAACAGGGCGGCUACAAACGAGAAGUCAGCGUGGCAGCCAACCUAUGUGGAGAAAGGAAAAUUUGGUCCGCGUCCGCAGCAUGUCGCUGCAGUCCAACCGGACAACAUUGUGGAAGACCCGGCAGCCACCCAAGCAUCACGUGAGGGAGAUCAGGUGGCCGCUGUCCAGCCGCGAAGCAACAACAACUCCCAAGGAAAAGGGAAGGCGAAACCGCAUCGCCGGCCGGAAAUGGACAGCCAGCACCAUGGGUCAACUUCGCCGCCAUCUAUCGCCGGGGAUUCGACGUCAUGGUCAAGACUUGAAGAGCUCGACCCGUUGACGUUAGCGGACUUCCAAUGGAUGCCCCUUCCGCCGUCCUGUCGAUUACCGAAACCGCAUUGCAACGUGCUCAUGGCACAAUUGCGGGAUUACUUGCACACUGUAGUACCAGCUCCGUUGAUGGACGCCGGAGUAGAGGUUGUCGAACUUCACGACUACGUUGCAAAGAUCGACCGCAAGUUCAAGACACAACGGUAUGACGACGUCGACGCGCCAUUGUUAUACAUACUCAUUCAAAUCGGACAGGCGACAUGCAGCGCUUUGAUCGACUGCGGAGCUACUCGCAACUACAUGAGCCAAGACUUUAUGGUACGCGUUGGCCUUGGGCCACGCGUUCAGAGGACGUCGCAGCCCACGCAAGUCACGUUGGCCGACGGUCACACGCACAAGUCAAUCGACCGGUGCAUUGAUGCCGUCCCCAUGUAUUUUGCCCCGCAUGCAAGAGAGGCCGUGUCCUUCGACAUUUUGGACACCAAAUUCAACAUGAUUUUGGGCAUGUCAUGGCUGCGAAGCGAGGAUCACCCGGUGAACUUCUACCGCGGCACCGUUCACGUUCGUGAUCGGAACGGAGUACUAGUCCCAUGCACGGUGCCUCCUCCUCAUCCUUCGAUUAGCUGCCACGUGGUGUCCGCUGUAAGCAUUCGAGCUUCCAUCAUCAGGGAUGACAUCGAGGAGAUGGGGGUGUGUUUUCUCCACGCCCUCCCGCCCCAUGACAUUCCAUCGAUGGACUCAUCACCGGACCCAUGCAUCACCGAGCUUCUCGACACCUACGACGACAUGUUCGAAGCCCCGCACGGAGUAGUACAAGAUCGGCCCAUCCGCCACGAGAUUAUCCUCGAGGUCGGGGCCGUACCUCUGCGUGGUUGCAUCUACCGCAUGAGCGAGGAAGAGUUAAAUGUGCUACGGGCACAACUCGACGACCUUCUCGAGAAAGGCUGGAUUCGGCCUAGCUCUUCGCCAUACGGUGCUUCCGUUCUCAUCGUCCGGAAGAAGAACAAGGAUUUGCGAUUGUGCAUCGAUUAUCGCAAGCUCAACGCGCAAAACGUCAAGAACGUCGGCCCUCUUCCCCGGAGUUUGGACGAGCAUGUGGAGCACCUGCGCACCGCUUUGGAGCGGCUACGACAAGCCAAGUACAAAGCCAACCGCGACAAAUGGGAAUUCGUGCGGCAAGAGCUCGAGUACUUGGGACAUUAUGUGAUGCCGCAAGGCAUUUGUCCGCUUGCGGACAAGAUCGAGGUCAUCCGAGUAUGGCCCGAGCCCACCAACACUACGGACGUUCGCUCAUUCAUGGGAUUGGCGGGCUACUAUCAACGCUUCAUCACCGAGUACUCAAGGAUUGUCGCACCUACGAUGAGAUUACAAUCGCCAAGGGUGCCAUUCGUACUCGAUGACAACGCACGCCGGUCAUUCCAAGCACUCAAGACGGCCAUGCUCAUGGCACCCGUCCUUAGCAUCUCUGACCCCACCCUGCCAACGAGAGUGACAACUGGCACUUCCGGCUAUGGCAUUGGGGCAGUCUUGGAACAACACGAUGACGACAAAUGGCACCCCGUGGAGUAUUUCAGCCACAAAGUGCCUCCCAUCAAUUCACUUGAUGAUGCAAGGAAGAAGGAGUUGCUCGCGUUCGUAAUGGCUCUCAAGCGAUGGCGGCACUUCCUCCUUGGGCGUCGUAGGUUCACAUGGGUCAUAGACAACAACCCGUUGACCUUACUACAAGACGUAGGAUACGGUGAGAAGCACGAUCGGACAAUGGAUGUACUUCAUCGACCAAUUUGACUUCACACCGAAACAUCUCGCCGUCCUCUCCAAUCGUGCAGCAGAUGCACUCUCGCGAAGACCCGAUCUUUGCGCUAUGACACAUCAUGCC
Chara braunii is the source of this 3381-nucleotide messenger RNA. The record is from the annotation of a GenBank genome assembly. Lineage: Eukaryota; Viridiplantae; Streptophyta; Charophyceae; Charales; Characeae.